Molecule: messenger RNA, 2721 nt
Organism: Synchytrium microbalum
Lineage: Eukaryota; Fungi; Chytridiomycota; Chytridiomycetes; Synchytriales; Synchytriaceae
Exons: 6
Coding region: 1-2721 (906 amino acids)
Biological process (GO): proteolysis
Molecular function (GO): serine-type endopeptidase activity
Source: RefSeq, a predicted model, not a curated record
AUGGCAACCGUCACGCACCAAAUCUCAUCCCAACCAGUUCCUCAUUACUACUUGGUAGAAUUGACAAAUCCCGCUGUAUUAGAUGGUGAAGAUACCGCCACCAUAGCCCAACAGCAACAAGAGUUUUUGGCUCAUGUCGCGUCAAUCGGCAUACCAAUGAUUGAACGUGCACGAUUCAAGCUCUUGUUUAACGGAUUUUCCGUGAAGUUACCUAUAAACGCUACUGAAAACGCUGAUAGGAUCGCCAAUGCACCUAUGGUCCGCAACGUAUUCCCAUUAAUGGUAUAUGAACGACCUAAAAUACCCGUGCAAGCUCCAGACGAUGUAUCUAUACAGCAGCAACAACAAACUCAACAAGAAAGCCUAGCUGGUCUGCCACCACUGCUAUCACAAGUACAUGAUCAAACUGGAGUAUCGACUCUACAUGCAAAAAACAUUACAGGUCGUAAUAUACGUAUUGGGAUUAUCGAUACUGGGAUUGAUUAUCGUCAUCCAGCCUUUGGGUCUUGUCGACGUAUAGGAGAUUUGCCUCCUUGUCGAGUAGCAUAUGGUUACGACUUUGUCGGGAACGGUGCUCCUGCUUUUGAUGUAGAUGGGCCUACGCAGCUCAUUGGUGCUGAUGUUGGUGGAGUAGGUGAUGAUCCUAUGGAUUGCUCUGGUCAUGGAACGCAUGUCGCAGGUAUCGCCGCAGCAUCCCUAACACCAAAACUCGUUGGUGUAGCUCCUGAUGCGCUCAUUGGAGCAUACAAGGUCUUUGGAUGUACGGGUGGUGCAACUUCUGAUGCUAUUAUACAAGCUAUGGAGAAGGCGCACUCUGAUGGCAUCGAUGUUGUCAAUCUGUCUAUUGGAGGUGGGAGUACUUGGCCCGGCGUACCAGAAGCUAGAGCUGCUGCAGCGCUAGCUAGAUCAGGAGUCAUUGUCAUUGCUGCACAAGGAAAUGAUGGAGCUGAUGGCCUUCUAAUGUCUUCAUCUCCUGGAGUUGCAUCGAACGUCAUUUCAGUUGGUGCAACUGAGACAAACUACUUUCUCGGUGGUUUGCUAUCAGUCUCGACUAUGCCAUCUCAACGUAUUCAAUGGGCUGGAUCAGUCAAUCCUCCCAUUCUCAAUGCUACAAUUACUCUUGCAUAUGAACCAAAAUCCAUGUGCAGUGAUGCUGAUAUGGGACAAAACAAUUCAAUUCAUAAAAAUAAGUUGGUUUUGGUUCGUCGUGGGGUCUGUACUGUAGCUAAUAAGGCUAAGAAAAUCCAAAAGAUGGGAGGUGUUGGAUUGGUAUUGUGGAACAGCCAACCUGACUUAUUUAAGUUCGCACUCAACUUGGAUGAAUCUUCCAUUCCUGUCUUUGGAGUUUCUGGGAUUGAUGGUCAACUGCUACAUGAUCAGAUUGUAGCAGCUAAUUAUACUGCUCAAGUCGUGUUUCAUGGUAACUUGAGUGCUUUUCCAAAUCCUUCGGGAGGACAAGUCGCAGAAUUUAGCUCAUUUGGUCCAAGCAAGUAUCAAUGCUCUCCGAGUGCGUCUCGUCUUCUUCUUUGCCAAUAUUCUCCACUCCACCCUCUAGGUCCUGACUUGACAAUUAAACCCAACAUUGGCGCUCCUGGUGCACUCAUACUGUCUUCGUUUCUGAGUAGUAAGGGAUCGUAUGCAGUGCUCUCUGGCACAUCAAUGGCAUCACCUUAUUCCGCUGGCGUCUCCGCACUACUCGCAAGUCGAGCUAAAUCACUAAACCAAUCCACGCCAAACAUCAAAUCCACACUCGAAUCAACCUCGAAUACUAUAGCAAACGCUUCAAUUGUACGACAAGGUGCUGGCAGCAUCAAUGCCGUCGCAUCCUUUUCAGCUACAGCCAUCAUAUCUCCAACAUUAAUAAACUUGGGUGAUGAAGCUAGUACUCGUCACUCUCGAACUGUACAAGUUAAUAUGACAUCCAUCGCUUCAUACCCAAUUACAUAUCAAAUCAAUCAUCAACCGAUGCCAGCUAUAUCAGCAUCACAGGAUCCAUGGAUGCUACCUGCUUUGACAAACGAUUCGUACCAUGUAUCGGUUACAAUUGCACCGUCACGCAUUGAAGUCCUUCCAAACUCGACCAGGAGUGUAGAUAUCGAGUUUAGGUUACCUCAUGAUGGUAACAGUAAUACGACAUGGUAUUAUGGUGGAUUCAUCACUUAUACACCUGUAGACAGUAAUAGGUCAAACACUCGAUUGCAUUCUACAUAUCUUGGGUUGAGUAAGAAUGCUUCCACACUCCCUGUAUUUCCAAGUAAUGGGUCUUCACCACGUAUGAUCCGUCAAAGUACCACGAACAAUAAUAAUAAUCUGAACAACAACAAUGACAAAGAAACAAUCCCAUUCACAUCAACAUCAAGCACCACACCACCACUACAAUCAACACUACCGAAGAAAAUCAACUUCAGAGACUCUGUAUACACCAUCUCCAUGGUUUUCUUACGGCCUGCACGAGAGGCAUCAGUAUACAUGGUGCCGUAUGAUAAUCCAACACAAGGACGAUUAGUUGAUCGAUUGAAAUGGAUUGGAAGGUCAAGUGCUAAACGUGUCAGUCGCAGUGUCGUGUGGGAUGGUAUUGGUGCUAGAGUCCAUCGUGCGUACAAGUUGGUGAUUAAAGUUGUCAAAGCUGGUGAUGGGGAUUGUCAUGCUGGUGGUGUGCAUGAUGAGUGGAGUAGUGAGUGGUUGAACGUGACUAGUGUGGGGGAUCCUUUGGACUUUUGA